Molecule: messenger RNA, 3504 nt
Organism: Notolabrus celidotus (New Zealand spotty)
Lineage: Eukaryota; Metazoa; Chordata; Actinopteri; Labriformes; Labridae
Exons: 14
Coding region: 102-2255 (717 amino acids)
Biological process (GO): protein transport
Cellular component (GO): cytoplasm; plasma membrane
Source: RefSeq, a predicted model, not a curated record
UUCCUUUGGCAUUCCCUGCGCCUGCGCAAUACAAUGACUACGCUGUGUUGGUAUUGUGGGUGGAGAUUUUCUGACUUUAAGCGCUUAGAUGUGUGCUUCUCAUGCUCCUUUGCUUUGACCUAAUGCUCUUAUUCACUCCAACGAUAAAGAACUUUAACAUCCAAGUCGACCCUUUAAAUGAGAGGAACACUGUUACCAGUGGGGACCUGGUGACAGGACACAUCUCUUUCGAGCUCACUAAGGAGACGAAAGUCACAUCUAUAACCAUGGCAAUGAAAGGAAAGGCGAUGGUUCACUGGUCGAGGAGUGCUGGGAAGGGGAAAAGGAGACAUUACUCUGCGAAGCUGGACUUCUUCAAAUUGAAAAACGUCAUCCUGCAGGAAACCAGCAGUAGUAUUUCUGGGGUGGGGCCAAAACUACAGCCUGGCACGCACAUGUAUCCAUUUUCAUGUCAGCUUCCACAGGGAGACUUCCCACCCAGCUAUAUGGGGCCUAGUGCACACAUCACAUACACCUUGACAGUAGGCAUCAACAGGCCCUGGCAUUUGUCCAAGGACACUGAUGCUCAGCUGAACUUUGUAAACCGCAUUGAUACCACCCAGCCAGAGCUGUGGGCUCCUCUCACAGGAUCCAACAGGACAACUCUGUGCUGCCUUUGCUGUGCGUCUGGUCCCAUCGGUCUGACGGCUAGAACAGAAAAGAAAGCCUUUACCCCUGGAGAAACUGUUAAAAUAAUUUGUGACUUCAGCAACACCUCGUCACGGAUAUUGACACCAAAGGUCACACUGCAACAGAAGCAGGUUUGCUACACCCUCAGCAAGCACAGUCAUAUGAUGUUAAUCAAGAAGUUGGUGAAUUUAACUGGAAAUCCAGUCAGUGCCUUCACUUCGAAUGUGCAAAAUGACAUCAUGCUGACUAUUCCCCCAUCUACGCCGCUCUCAAUCUCCAACUGCAGCAUCCUUGAAGUUGACUACUUCGUUGAGGUGAGCCUAUGUGCAAGAUUUUCUCACGACCUCACUGUGCUGAUUCCUAUCAUCCUGUAUGACCCUUCAGCAGUCACUCAACCUCCGCCUUAUUCGCAUAUGACUGAACACACCUCACAACAUAUAGAAUCGAGUUCUGUUUUAUCAGGCACUUAUUUGGUGGACACACAGUUUGUCAUGUCAAGUGACACUAAGAUUUCGGUGGGGUAUAAACCCAUAAACAAAAGUAAUAUUUUCACUAGUGGGGAUUAUAUCACUGGGGAAAUUACAUUAGAACUGGCAAAAGAAUGCAAAAUAGAGUCACUCAGUGUGAAGCUGAAAGGAAAAGCAGAGGUCCAAUGGAGAGAGCAUUACGGAAAAACAAUUGUAACCUUUCAUAAGAAAGUGAAGUACUUCAGCAUCAAACAAGAUGUAAUCCAGGUAAACCAGGGUAACAACACUGUCGGCCAGGGGUCCCAUGUCUAUCCUUUCACCUUCCAGAUCCCUGCACAGGGCCUGCCUUCCUCCUUCAAAGGCUCACAUGGAAAGAUUCAGUACAAUCUGGAAGCCAAUCUGAGCAGGUCUAUGAGAAUGGACAGCAAAGCUAAGGCAGAGUUCACCCUUAUCUGCAGUGGGAAUCCAAACGGCGAUGCACUAGUGAUGGCUCCACAGCAACAGGCCACUGAUAAGAAAAUGAAACUUUUCACAUCAGGAACAGUGGGGAUGGAUGUAAACAUUGCACGGACAGGAUAUCAUCAAGGGGAAGGCAUACAGGUUGUGGCCUCCAUUCAGAACAGAUCAUCUCGUGAAAUCAAGCCCAAGUACUGUUUGUAUAAGAAGUACAGUUACUUUGCAAAAGGAAAGAGGAAAGUGGAAACCAAAGACAUCCUUAAAGAGGUGGGUGAGCCAAUCCCACCUUCUGCAGGUCAGACCGUGACAAGGACCAUCACUAUCCCAUACGACACAUGUGUGUCCAUCUUAAACUGCCAAAUCAUCAAAGCAGAGUACCGGCUCAGGGUCUACCUGGAUGUCAAAUAUGCAUCAGACCCCCAGAUCAAGUUCCCCAUAAUCAUCCUACCUGCUUUACCAGGGUCUGAUGAGGAGCAGAAGCCUGCCUAUCUUGCCUAUGGAUUUGGCGCAUUUGCAAACUCAGACAUGCACAGAGGCACCGACUUCCCAAAUAACCCAUCAACCACGGGUCCUUCUGCUCCACCUCCAUCCUAUGGGGCACAUCACAUGUACCCCACAUUGGCUAAUUUGGAUGAGAAAUCCUACAGUGCGUUUAAUUCUUAGUGUGAUACAACACUUUAAAGGGUAAGACAAAUUUGACUUGGUCCUAGUUAUCUACACUAUAGCAUCUCAGAGAUUCUUGUGUAAAGUACUAAGAAUAAAUAUAAAAUGCUUACUUUUAGGGAAAAUUAGACAUAAUCAACUCCUGUUUGACUGAUGAUUUGAUUUCUGGUAGAUGAGGUUCUCAAAUUGACCUCACAUUUUUUAGGAUAUUUGAGGAAUAUUAAAACGUUGAUUAUUAUGUCAUGAAGAAAAUGAAUUUGAAUUUGUUCAGUUCUUUUGAAUAAAUAAUAAAAACAAACAGGCAUAAUGAUCCUAAAUUAAAUAUUUUAUUUUGGAGUUGAUACCACAAACAGUUUUACACCAUAGACAAAAUGCAGCUCAUUCAUUCCAAGCCUGUUUGCUUUGUUAGCCAGUCAAUUUUAGACCAAUACCUGAGCCAUGCACAUGGGCAAUGAAGACUACCCCAAUUUUGAAUAGAUUACCAACAUGACACUUACAAGAUGUAAAAACUUAACAUGAAAAAAAAGGAAGCCGGGUCAGAGAUCUGAAAAACUGUAUUACAUAGUCCUACAUUAUCUUACUGUAUACUAAUAAUACUGAAAUAAUUGAGACAUCAUAUUAGACUGAAUGCACACUGUGCUGAGGCUCCCUGCAGAUCUGUAAACAACACUGAUUCUCAAUAGUUAAAGGGGGUAUUUCAUUCAUUGGUGAGCUUUAUGCUGUAUCUCUGAUACCUCUGUAGUAGCUUCACAUGAUUUAAAGCUCAUAUAAUAAUUUUAGAUCAGGCUUCUCUGUAUGCAAUCAAAUGAUCAAAUAUCAAAUUAUUAUUUUUAUUAUUUUUGUAUAAUUUUAGUAAUAGUAGUAGUAGUAGGAGUAGGAGUAGGAGUAAUGGUUUUAGUAGUAGUAUAUCAAAAUGUGCAGUAUAAUCCCAUGAAUACUUCAACAUACAUUUAUCUGACACUUUGAAACUUUGCCAAUGUUUAGUAUUGACAUCCAACAUUGUAACUUAAUAUUUAUUGGCAAAAUAUGAAAAAGCACAAUACCACCUCUCUAAGGAAUAUCAAUUCAUUACAGUAUGAUUUACUCCAACCAAGAUAUUAAUUCUCAGGCACGAGAUUCUGUCUCUAACAUUAACUCUAACACAGUCAGUAAGCCUUAAUGUAUGAUUUGUGUGUUUUCUCCACCUGGAAAAUAAAAGCUGGAUGAGUCUGAUGGUUGUAAUCAUAGUUCAUUGGAGAUUAAAAUGAUA